This is a messenger RNA of Paramecium tetraurelia, 309 nucleotides long. RefSeq lists its product as uncharacterized. NCBI's taxonomy places the organism in Eukaryota, Ciliophora, Oligohymenophorea, Peniculida, Parameciidae. The record is from RefSeq and is a predicted model, not a curated record. The transcript has a single exon.
AUGGAAACUAAAUAAUAAUUUAUAUUUUCAGAUAGAAUCAAAUUAUUGUAAUAGUUGGGACCUGAACCAGAAAGAGAAGAUAUUUAAAAGCUAGCCACAAUGUACAAAAUACCAGAAGGGAAACUUUAGAAAUGGCUUAAUCAGUAUGAUAAAUAUGUGCUGCCUUAGAGGAAAGAAACUAUAGAUUCUGAUGAUGAAUAAAUAAACAAAUUAAUAUAAGAACAAAGAUAAUUAUGCUAAGAACUAUCAGCUUUGGUGGAAUAAAUUAAUGAAAUUCAUAAAAAGAAAUUCAUAUCUUAUUAUUAAUGA